Messenger RNA from Coregonus clupeaformis (lake whitefish), 3077 nucleotides. Its product is annotated as zinc finger protein 397. NCBI's taxonomy places the organism in Eukaryota, Metazoa, Chordata, Actinopteri, Salmoniformes, Salmonidae. The record is from RefSeq and is a predicted model, not a curated record. Gene Ontology annotation, biological process: regulation of transcription by RNA polymerase II. Gene Ontology annotation, molecular function: DNA-binding transcription factor activity; RNA polymerase II cis-regulatory region sequence-specific DNA binding. The transcript is spliced from 3 exons. Bases 118 to 1833 code for a protein of 571 amino acids.
AAAACGGUGUACGUAGCUAACUAACUGUAGACUAACUUGCAAGACAUACAAUACGAGUAAAAUACAAAACGACGCCCCAGUCUUUCGGCCAUUGCUAGAGACUCCAAGAGUGGAACCAUGGAUGUGGUGCGGUUAUUUACAAACCUACUAGCAGUGCACAGACAGCAGCUACAGGCCCUAGCUGUACAGGGGGAGAUCCAGACUGAGGCUCUGGCACAGUUACUGGAGAAGGAGGAGCUCAGGAGAAUGGAGCCCGAUGUGAAGAUGGAGGAGGUGAAGGAUCCUGAGGCCUACCUGCUGCUUUUGGAGAAGGCAGGCUCCAACUCCAGGCUUUCUAAUGUGAAGUGGGGUCUCCUUGGUGGGGAGCGCCUCAGGUCAGGCGAGCCAGACUACGAGACACUGAGGGCCAGCCUGCGGAGCCAAGUCAGGGCAGAAGAGAGCCGACGGCAGCAGGACUUCAGCUCUCUGAGGUACGACCCUGAGAGAGGGCCCAGGGAUUUGGGGCAGGGACUGGAGAGUGCUGCCCAGCACUGGCUCCGGCCUGAGAGGAGAACGGCUGCGGAGGUGGUGAGGUGUGUGGCCCUGCAGAGGUUUGUGUCGCUCCUGCCCACAGACGUUGGAGACUGUGUGCUGAAACAGUGCCCCCAGGACAUGGAUGAGGCUAUCUACAUGGCUGAGGAGUACCUGAACAACACACCUGGGAAUAAGAGCAGUGAGAUGGACAACCACGCUGAUGGAGAGGGAUACCCUGCAGACCAACUGAGAGAGGAGGAAGAAGCAGGACAUGCAGAACAUCAAGUUAACAGUGAGAAGAUGAAAGUCACAAGACCGCGGCCAGGGUUGUUUCUGAAGAGGAUAGACUUUUCUAAAGUCUGCCAGUCCAGUAGUUUCAAUAUAGAUGCCAGACAUCUGGAGGACAUUUACAGUGAGGAGAGGAGACUUGAUGGGGAAGAUGAUUUGGUUGAGGAAGACAAUUUUGCUGAACAUGAGGACUGGAUUAAGGAGGAGAUAAAAUACAAUAACCAGGCUGAGGUAGAGGGUGAGAUCAGGUCAGCCUCUGAGAUGGCACAGUCUGCUGAUGUGGCUAUAAAUACUGAGAAUGUUGAGAGGGGUCAGUUUAGAAACAUAGCAAAUCAAAUGCCCGUCUUUGGAAGGGCCAAGAGAGGUGUAUCUGCCCCUGACAUCUCCUCGUCCAGCCCUAACACCGCCGAGACAGAGGGAGAAACACACUGCUGCCUGAAGCGGAAAAACAAAGAAGAUCCCUCCCAUAGACCAAGCCACUGCUGUCAUGACUGUGGUAAGAGCUACAAACGAGCUGCAUUUCUCAGCAAACACAGUUGCAGUGCCUUCCCUAAAUUCAUCUGUCCUGACUGUGCCCAAAUCUUUGCCUCUCAGAAAUGCCUGACCCACCACCGCAGGAGCCAUAAUAAGGCUCUGGGCUGCUCUGAGUGUGGGAAGCAGUUUAGGGACAAGUAUAAUCUGAAAUGUCACAUGAGGACCCACACAGGUGAGUCCCCUUAUACCUGUACAGACUGCGGGGACGUCUUUGCUCAGCUGAAAGGGCUGCAGGAGCACAGGAACAUCCACACAGAAGAAAGGCCAUUCCGCUGCAGUGUGUGUGGGGAGGGCUUCCACCACAGCCACACCCUGACAAAACACAAACUUCUUCACUCCCAGGAGUCUUUCCUCUGUACUCGCUGUGGAAAGAGCUUUAAACUAAAUGACGACUUGCUGAGGCAUCUGAGGACAGUGCAUGAUGAAAGCAUGUACCUAGAUGGAGAUCUGGGUUUUCAUCAGAAUGGAGACAUUUCACCAAGGCCCUAUUGGAAUUGACUCUAUUUAAUAGGGCUUGCGAAGCAAGAGUCCCCACUUUAAAUCUUCGUCAUAAUUCCUCUUAUUAGUAAGGCUUGUGAGAAGCAUUCUCUUACAUUGUUUUAAGCUAGAAACAUCAUUCAAACUUUAAAACGUGCAGAACAGUCAGGACCAGUGUGUUUGCAUUCAACUUUUUGAUAUAUUUUAUACUUUUUAAACUAUUAAGCUUUUAGUCCUUUUUCACUUUCAUGGGAUUUCUUCAACAUUCUAAAUGUACCAUUGUGACAUCAACUCCCAGACUUCCAACAUUCCAUUUACUGUGAACAAUGCAACUUUUGACACAAAUCAGAUACUUUGACCACUUUCCCAACCACAGUUAGACAAAAAGUUAGAGCGUAUGAAAUCUUUCUCUGCUAUUCAAAUCUAGAAUUGGAAAAACUAAAGUAUCUCCUACCAGUCUAACUAUCUGUUUUUAGUAACCACAUUAAUUUUUUUUUAUAAACAACUGACAUUUUGACCACUUUCCCAGAAAUGUAGACAAAAUCUUACAGGGUAUGACAUCUUUGUCUACUUCUUUGGUAUUCAAAUCUGGAAUCAGAACAAAAUGAUUGACUGCUAAUCAGAAGUUACAGCUGUCUGAGUUUAGAGUGAUGAAAAGCAGCCAGCUAACGCCAGCUAACCGCUCUCUAGCUUGUCAUUGAGCAGCCCAAAUAGCCGUUGCUAUGGAUACUUGCAAAAACGUAAAGGUUAUGACAUCUUGGUCUACAUCUCUGCUAUUCAAAUCAGAACAGAAUGAUCUUCUACCAAUCAAAAGUUCCACAGUUUGUCUGAGUUUCGAGUGAUGAAAAGUAGCUAGCUAACGCCAGCUAACAGCUGUCUCAUGCCUCGUCAAAUUGUAUAUGCAGGGCUUCCUUGUGAAAGAGACCCUGGUCUCAUUGGUGACUCCCUGCUUAAAGGUAAAAUAAAAGAAUUGAGCAGCCCAAAUGGAGCCAUUGCUAUGGAUACUCGCAAAAACAUAGAGGGUAUAACAUCUUGGGCUCUGCUAUUUAAAUUUGGAAUCAGAACAGAAUGUUCUUCUACCAAUCAAAAGUUACUACUGUUUGUCGGAGUUUAUAGUGACAAAGUAGCUAGCUAACAUCAGCUAAAAGCUUUCUCAUGUCUCAUCAUUGAGCAGCCCAAAUGGAGCCGUUGCUAUGGAUACCAAUGCAUUUCAAUGGCAAAAAAAGGGCCAUAGACUACAAUGGUAAAUAAAAAAAUAAAAACUA